Molecule: messenger RNA, 534 nt
Organism: Vicia villosa (hairy vetch)
Lineage: Eukaryota; Viridiplantae; Streptophyta; Magnoliopsida; Fabales; Fabaceae
Exons: 2
Coding region: 135-389 (84 amino acids)
Source: RefSeq, a predicted model, not a curated record
ACACAGCCCAUUGUUUUCUGUUUUCUUUCUCUCCACGAAAUCCCCACCUUUUUUAAUCCUUUUCGUUUCAAACAAUACACACAACCAACAAACUUCAAAGAUUUCACUUCCAGAAACCGCGACAAAGGUUUGUGAUGGAUUCACAGAAAAGCCAACCUCAAAAGUCAUCUUCGUGUAGAAGGAAGAAGAACGAGGAAGCGACUUUCAUCGAGGAUUUGAAGGAUCACAUCGACGAGUUCAUUCAUGCUUCUAUGGAUGAACACAAAACUUGCUUUCAGAAAACAAUUAACAAGAUGUUCGGUUUGUCUAAGGCUGUUGCGGAAAAGAACGCUAAUGCUGCGAAUGGAGUCGAAAGUUCUUUGCCUCUUCAAACUACUCUGCAAGAUUAGUUUUAUUUUGAACUUUAAGGUUUUUAUUUUAGCCAUGGGGUAAUGUAAUAAUAUCUUGAUUUUUAGUUAUGUUGUUGGGAUUUAAGUAAACAACCUUUGUCUACAUGAUAUUUCACUCUUACAAACAAACAUUAUUUUGUUUCAA